CCGGCCGGGCCGCUUUGCCUCGGCCGCUCCCUGGCUGGGCGAGCGGCGCCUGGCCGGAGGGAUGGGCUGAAGGCAGCGGCGCCUGAGGGAGAGGAGGAGGAGGAAGAGGAGGCGGCGAGCGAGCCCGGAGGGCGCCCCGCUGCAGAGCCAGGAUGGCCACGGACAUCACCCCUGAAGCAAUCGGGUUCCUCUCUGCGGUCGGAGUCUUCAUCCUCCUCCUCACCUUCCUCUUCCUCUUCAUCAACAAGAAGCUUUGUUUUGCGCAAAUAGGGGGGCUCCCUUGCUUGGAACAACAGGGGAAGCGCAAGAGCUACAGAGAUCAACAUGGAGUUCAUGAGGGACUCGUGCACAGUUACGGGGAGGACGAGGAUCUCACGACGUCUUCCGACAGCGACGACGAGAUGAUCAAGCAGUUCGAGAUCUCCGUCUCGCGUUCCCAGAGCUUUCGGUCGGGAGUUUCAGAAAAAGGGACCCAAGCGGGUUCCGACCGCAGGCCCAAAUUCAACCGCUUGCUGUCGAACCACGAGGAAUACAGUACGGAGGGAUCGGAAUGCGAAGAUCUGGACGGGUUCAGCCAACUGAGUUACCAAGACAACCUCUCUUAUCAUGAGGAUGAUCGGCUCUCCUUCGAUUCGAGAACUGCCUCAGAGAGUCGGGGCUCUGGUCAGCCCAAAGACCCCGAGAGAGAAGCUGGUGCGACUCCUAAUCUCAGCCGGCAAGAAACCGAAGGCAGCUUGGAAAUGGAAACGGCCUUUAGCAACCAAGCCUUCGAAGGGAACGAUGCGACUGACAGCUCGUCGGCCUGGAGCCCGGAGGAAUUCGAUGAAGCACGUGCCCUCCCGGUUCAUCCCAGCGCCCACGAGCCCAUUUCCAAAUGUGGCGACUUAGAUGUCCUCUUUGACUAUAGGCCCUCAAGCCAAAAGUUGGUUGUGACUAUCCUGGAAGCGAAAGAUAUCCCGGACAAGGACCGCAGCGGGGCGAGCAGCUGGCAGGUGCACACGGUCCUGAUGCCCAGCAAGAAACAGAGGGGGAAGACGGGCGUCCAGAGAGGGCCCAACCCCGUCUUCAAGGAUAAGAUAACCUUCGCAAAGCUGGCCCCCGAGGAGCUGAGCAGCUACGCUCUCCGUUUCCGUCUCUAUGCAGUGCGCAAAAUGAUCAAGGAGCGGAUGAUGGGCGAGCGGCUCUUCCAUCUCGGGAGUCUCAACCAGGAGGGGGUCAUGAAGGUGACGCUGGUCCUGGAGCCCAGGAGCAACCUGCGGCGUGGAGGUUCUCAGAUUAGCCUCUCUGCCGUCUCUCACAGUGACAGCGCCUCUUCAAACCAGUCCUUGUCUCACGGAGGGGUUCCAGAGCUGUUGGUGGGGCUCUCCUACAACGCCACGACGGGGCGACUGUCGGUCGAGAUAAUCAAGGGCAGCCACUUCCGCAACCUUGCGAUUAACAGACCGCCUGAUACUUACGGGAAGCUCUGCCUCCUGAACUCGGUCGGCCAGGAAAUGUCCCGUUGCAAGACCUCUGUCCGCCGGGGCCAGCCGAACCCCGUCUACAAAGAGACUUUCAUCUUCCAGGUGGCCCUGUUCCAGCUCUCGGACGUCACGCUCAUGAUCUCCAUCUACAACCGCCGCAGCAUCAAGCGCAAAGAGAUGAUCGGCUGGCUUUCCAUGGGGCAGAACAGCAGCGGAGAGGAAGAGCUCGGCCACUGGCAGGAAAUGAAGGAAUCCAAGAGCGAGCAGGUGUGCCGGUGGCAUACCCUCUUGGAAUCCUAACACAGAAAUGGUCGCUUUCGCACUGGGCCUUCCGGCCCAAAGGACCAAAGCUGUAUCCCCGACAUUUGGGGUGCAGAGAGUUAGCGAUUGAGAACUGAACUGGGCUUUUAAAUGCAUUGUCUUUCAUUUCUGUGCCACUGGAAUCUCUUGGCAGGGGCAGAUCAGGGGCGUACCAUCCAGGGGGACAAAAGGGGUCAUAUAUCCCUGGGCUGCAGCCAUUUAGUCACAGGGGGGAAUCUCCCCCACACCCCUCCUCCUUCCCCCCAGGUCCAUACACUGAUUUUAAGAUCUGGUGCAAAAAAUUCGUUUGGUCAUGAUGGGGGAAUGUUUUGGUCGUGAUGGCGGGGGUGGAAAACUCAGAUUUUGCACCGGGCUAUGUUUUUCCUAGAUACGCCUGUGGGCCAGAGGCACAGUUAAAGCUAGUGACGCUUGAGAGACCCACAAGAUUUUCACAGUGUGAGCUUUCGAGAGUCAAAGCUCUCUUCCUCAGAGAUGAGUUCUGGCCCUCAAAAGCGUAUCCUCCCAAAGUCUCGUGGGUCCUUAAGAUGCUACUUCACUCGAAUCUAGCUGUUCAGGUACAGACCACCAUCGCUGCCCCCUAAAACCAGGGCCCCUUCAGCACAUGCAGAAUAAUGCACUUUCAAUCCACUCCCAAUGCACUUUGAAGCUGGAUUUUACUGUGCGGAAUAGCAACAUCCACUUGCAAACAAUUGUGAAAGUGGACUGAAAGUGCGUUAUUCUGCAUGUGCGGAAGGGGCUUGAGUCGGAGCCAAGUUACCCUCCAAUCGGUACCGGAGACUAGCACCAUGUGUUAUCUCUGUGCCCGUCCUCUGAGCUUGGCUGUGUUGCUCUUGGUGAUGUUGUCAUUCGGUCUGAUCACAUUGGCUACACGGCUACGUGACCGUGCCUAGGACAGGUUGUCCUUUUUUAAGAAAUGGUGCCAGAGCUCUUGGAGGUGACUGGGGAUAUAAAUGAGAGCGACCUGGCAUUUGAAAAACGAAACGCUUUUGGGAAACCAUUUGGCUCUUUUGCCCCGAAAAGAUGUUUACCGGAGAACAUUUGGCUUGGCUGUAAGGCUUAGGAGGUUAAGAGCUCGUGUAUCUAAUCUGGAGGAACCGGGUUUGAUUCCCAGCUCUGCCGCUUGAGCUGUGGAGGCUUAUCUGGGGAAUUCAGAUUAGCCUGUGCACUC
Sphaerodactylus townsendi is the source of this 2952-nucleotide messenger RNA. It is a transcript of the gene SYT16, whose product is annotated as synaptotagmin 16. The transcript has 7 exons. Lineage: Eukaryota; Metazoa; Chordata; Lepidosauria; Squamata; Sphaerodactylidae. Bases 153 to 1763 code for a protein of 536 amino acids. The record is from RefSeq and is a predicted model, not a curated record.